Molecule: messenger RNA, 954 nt
Organism: Beta vulgaris subsp. vulgaris (sugar beet)
Lineage: Eukaryota; Viridiplantae; Streptophyta; Magnoliopsida; Caryophyllales; Amaranthaceae
Product: glucuronoxylan 4-O-methyltransferase 1
Exons: 1
Coding region: 1-954 (317 amino acids)
Biological process (GO): xylan biosynthetic process
Source: RefSeq, a predicted model, not a curated record
AUGCCUCCAGAAUUAUCUACUUCACUUGCUUGCCAACCUCUCCAGAUCCGUCCUGUCUCGUCGAGACCAACAGCUAAUUCUUCUGGCAGCCAUAAACAUAGGCAGCUGAAAAAAAUGCAAAUCAAUCUCACAAGUAAGAGAUUCUUUCACAUACUUCUUUUUAUACUUGCUUGCAUGUCCAUCUUUAGGCUUCUAAAGUUUGCCAUCACCACAUUUUCUUCUUCACCACAAUAUGGGUGGGGAGAUUUUGUAAAGACCUGCAAUUACUCAGAGUCAAGCUGCAGGGGAGUUUCCUCUCAUAUGAAGGCUUCAUCUUCUCCAAAUAGCAAGCCGAUUACAAAAAAGGAAAACCAGUUUCUAUCAAAGAUCAUCACUCAGAGAGCACCCUGCAACCUUCUAAUCUUUGGAUGGGAACCCCAAUACCGUCGCUUGGUAAAGAUUAACACUGCAGGAACGACUGUUAUUCUUGAGGACACCCCUGAAAGAAUAAAACGUAUCAGAAGAUCAAACAGCACCCGAAUAUACAAGGUCGAUUAUGAUGUAACAGCUAAAGAAGCAUACAAAUUGCUAAAACAUGCAAGAGAGGAAGUUGCUUGUGCUCCUCAUUCGAGACCCCUAGAAACAUCAAUUUGCAAGUUGGCAUUAGCAAACUUGCCAAAUGAGGUAUAUACAACCAAAUGGGAUGUGAUACUUGUUGAUGGUCCAAGUAGUGAUGGACCAGAAGCGCCUGGAAGGAUGACAGCCAUCUACACAUCAAGCUUGAUAGCUAGAGCUGGAAAUAUAACAACAAAUGUACUGAUACACGACGUAGAUCGGGCGAUAGAGAAAUGGUUCUCAAGGGAGUUCCUGUGUGAAGAAAAUAUAGUCUCAUCAAAAGGGAGAUACUGGAAUUUCAGGAUUAAAGGUGGUCAACAAUCGCACUCUGCCAGCUUUUGUUCUCAAGGAUCACGAUAA